This is a messenger RNA of Ogataea philodendri, 1587 nucleotides long. RefSeq lists its product as uncharacterized. Gene Ontology annotation, biological process: transmembrane transport. NCBI's taxonomy places the organism in Eukaryota, Fungi, Ascomycota, Pichiomycetes, Pichiales, Pichiaceae. The transcript has a single exon. The record is from RefSeq and is a predicted model, not a curated record. Gene Ontology annotation, cellular component: membrane. The coding region runs from base 1 to 1587 and encodes 528 amino acids.
AUGAGCGUAUCCCUGGCCCAGGCCAUCUACUCGGCAGUCAAGCCGAUCAUACGGAUGUACCUGAUCAUACUGACCGGGCUGUUCAUGACGAAAAUGGGCUUUGUCAGCGUUGCUACCACAAGAGCACUGAGUGAUCUGGUGCUGCUGCUAUUUAUGCCUGCGCUGGUGUUUGAUAAGAUCGUUUCUUACAUCUCGAUCGACGACAUCAAGACAAUUGCCGUCACGUGUCUGUCUGCGUUCAUGAUGUACUGCUGCAACGCCGGGGUGACCGCCGUGAUUGUGAGUUUGACCCCGGUGCCCAAAAAGAAAAACGACUCCUGGAUAGGUGGGGCCAUGCUGGCUGGUAUCAUGCAGAACGUCUCGGACAUCCCCAUCUCGUAUUUACAGGCGUUGACGGUGUUCUCGGAGGACGAGACGAACAAGGGCACGGCCUAUGUGAUUAUCUGGCUCACAAUGUAUCUGCUGGUGCAAUUCAACUGCGGGAUGUUCCAGCUGGUGGAAUACGAUUUCCGACGCAGUCACGACGUGGAAGAAGAACCCAAACCGCCAGCGCUCGAGCCGAUCGCCGAGGAGCCGGGCGCCGUGGAGGACGGCGACCCAGAAACCGCCAGCAAGCAGUCGUUGUCGAACACAAGCUUGUCGAGCUCCAACAGCUACGAGUCCGCCCGUCUCGAGGACCUGGAACCGCACGCACUGGUCAACGACCACGAGGUGCACACGCUGAGGGCCGCGGUGGCUCGCAUCCCGUCUGCACGCAGCCACAUCGACUACGGCCUGUCGCGCACCACGUCGAACGCUUCGUCGAUCCCGUCGGUUGUGCUGUCCCGCCAGUCGAGUGUCCAGAGCGGCGCGCAAUCGCACGUCCAGGAACUGAUCCGCGAGUACUCGCAUAACGAACCGUACAACCGGAACGUGCCCACCAACAUGAAAAUCAUCACAGAGACCAACCUGAGCUCCAAAGACAUCCAGAACGCAGGAAAGUCGCCGUUUGUUCGCCGCUACAAGUUGCAUUACCUCAUUUUCUUCUUGGAGAACUUCAAGAAGCCCAGCUCCACCAUGCUGGUGGUUUCGCUGAUCAUUGCGCUGAUCCCGUGGCUCAAGGCCCUGUUUGUGCAGACCGACGUGUACAUGCCCACGCCGCCCGACAAGGAGCCGCCGCUAUCCUUUUUGUUGCAGUACGCCGACUACUGCGCGGCUCCGUGCGUGCCCCUGGGACUGUUCAUGAUCGGAUGCCUGCUCGGUCGCCUGGAAAUCACAGCCAUUCCGCCCGGGUUCUGGAAAUCGAUCCUGUGCCACACAGCUUAUCGCCUCUGCAUCCUGCCCAUCAUCGGCAUCCUGUGGGUGUACAGACUGAAGUCUGCCAACUGGAUGACCGACUCGAUGGCCCAAUUCGUCACCUGCCUGGAGUUCUCGCUCCCUUCUGCUACCGUGCAGGUGUACCUGACUGCCAGCCACAUGGACCCGGAAAAGGGCACCGACACCCAGAUCAACUGCCUGUCGUUGUACAUCAUUGCCCAGUACAUCUCGCUGGUGGUCACGCUGCCUAUAGUCGUGUGCUACACGCUGAAAAACGUGAUAGACAUAUAG